AUUUCAGUCUGACUCAUUUAGCUAAACUAUGAGCACAUUCUACACAGAUGUGUUAAUAGUCGUAUGGUGAAAAACGUAAUUUGUGCAGUUUAAGAUGUGUUUUCUUCAGCCUCAGCUGUGGCAUCUCCUCCUGAUGAUGAGUCUCGGAGGACUCUUUCAGACUGAUGUUUGUGCCGGCCAGCAGUUGGUAGAGAUCCAGGAGGGUCCAUUGUACCGUGUGAAAGGAUUUCCAAUGUCUAUCUCCUGUAAUGUUAGUGGCCUUAAACAUUCAAGGACUCAGGAUUUCGCUUUUUCAAUCUUUCAGCCAAAGAAGCCAGAGGUUCAAAUAGCAAUUAUUAGCACUUUUGAUCCAUCUUAUCCUUAUGCAAAGUACUCUAAAAGAGUGCGGGAGAAAAAUAUUGUGAUUGAAAGGCAGUCAAAGACUUCAGUUAUUUUCCACAUUAAGUCUCUGGAAGCAGAAGAUUCUGGAGAAUAUGAAUGUUACACUCCAAAUACAGAUGGGGUGUAUUUCGGAACCUACAGCGCAAAAACAACAGUGAAAGUGAUUGAGGAUACUCUGUUGGCAUCAUACUCUGGACCUGCAUCUCUUAGCGUCUCUGUAGGUGAAUCCAUUCAGCUAGAAUGCCAAGUCUCCAGUCAGACCUUUCAACACACUCAUCUGUCUGUUACAUGGUAUCUGCGUGGUAGCACUGACACUCGACCCAUCAUCAGUUUGGAUCGAGAUUUAACUGUAAGGCCUGGAGCAGAGUAUGAGCACAGAUACCAUUCUGGGUUUAUAACUAUGGAGAAGAUAGAAGACACCACUUACAGACUCAAGAUAACUCAGGUACAGCAGUCUGACAGUGGUGAGAUCUACUGCCAGGCUGACGAGUGGAUCCAAGACCCAGAUCGCUCUUGGAUGAGGAUUUGCCACAGGAAUUCUACAGGCUCAAACAUAGAGGUCAAAACUCUAGAUACAGCUCAUGAAGAGGGAUCUUUUGGUACUCAAAUUCAGGUUCUGAAUGGGGCCCUGGAGGAAGGAGACAUGAUGGAGAUCCACUGCAGAUUAGAGGCUCAGAAUCUUCUUGGAUAUUUUUUCUCCAUGACUUGGCUGAGAAACAACAUGAUUGUAGCUCAAAUUGAUCACAGUGGUGUGCAGACUGUAGAUAAUACCUACAUGAAAAGAGAGAAAGAUGGUGAACUGAGAACUGUGAAGAAGAAAAAUACAAUCUUCAUUCUUACUAUCCAACCAGUCAGGGUUGAAGAUCAAGGCAUCUAUCAGUGUAAAGCUGAACAAGUAGAGAAGUUAGAGACUGGGUCGUUCAUCGAAAGAAAAAGCCAGCUAUCACAUGAAGAAACUGUGCACAUCAGAACCAAAGAGAGUAGUUUGGCUGUGGUCAUGACAAAGCAGAUGGUUCCUGUGACUGAAGGGGAAACACUACAAAUCUUCUGCAGUGUCUCUGGAACCAAAGGGCUGCUGUCCGUGUCAUGGCAGCACAAAAAAUCUUCAGGCAGCUCUUUCAGCGAUGUUAUAACCCUGAGUCGUGAGGGGGUGAUGGGAGAUGUAGGGGCCAAGUAUCAGCACAGGGGUGUACGUACAUUUCGGUCUAAUGUUGCAGAUUUCAUUUUGGAGUUAAGUGGAGCUCUUCUUUCUGACAGUGGUGAAUAUAUGUGCACUGUGUCUGAGUGGAGUAUAGAGAGCAAUGGCAACCUGAAGAAAGUGAACAGCCAGUCACAGCAAGGCCAGAUUUCAGUUAAUUCUAUUGAAUCACUUGUAAACGUGGGAUUGAAAAGUCGUGACACAUCUGUAACUGAGAACUCUACAAUAAAAAUGAUUUGCUCUGUAAAAGCACCUAAAGUUUCCUUAGCUGUGACUUGGAUGUUUGAACCACAGAAUUCAACAGCUCAAAAAAACAUUAUAUGUAUGGAUCAUACUGGAAGCAUAUCUUGUGGAGCAGAGCAGCAGGACUAUCAGGUAGAAACACAAGUGCGAGAAUCAGGCACAGAUUUUAUUCUCAAGGUGUUGAGAGCAAGUAAGCGACAAGUGGGAAAGUACAAGUGCCAGAUUGAUGUAUAUGACAAAAAUGUUCAGAAGACCAAGAAACUGUCUAAUUCACUGGGCAUCGCUGUACACAGACCUGAUAGCAUGCUGUCUGUCUCCACCAGCCAAAGGUCUCCACUGAAAAUCCAAGCCAAUAGUGACGGAGUGAUUAAUUGCUUGGUGUCCACAGCAACUUCUGAUUCUUCUCGUUUUGAGGUAACCUGGACACGUGGCACCCAGACAUUGCUGAAAAUGGAACCAGAAGGUGUGGUCACUCUGGAGACAGAUGAAAGGAUCAGCAUAAUAAGGACUGAUAGAAAGUCCUUCCAACUGAGGAUACAACAGGUGAAGCUAACAGACAGCGGACACUACCGCUGUUCUGUACAGGAAUGGAUUCAAGAUCCCGAUGGCAUUUGGUAUGGUCUUGACACAAAGUCUGUCACCAGGGAACUAGCUGUGGUUGAAAAAGAAAGUGAUUUUAGCAUGGAUAAAUCUAAUGUUCAGCUGAAGGCCACAGAAGGUGAACAGGUUAAACUCAGCUGCUCUCUGGGGCCUGGUGUACUUGACCACACAUUUCGUUACUCUCUGAGCUGGUUCUUUCAACAAGAUCAAAGUUCCUCCAUAAUUAAGCUACUUACCUACAGCCACGAUGGACGUCUUAUGUUCCAAGUAUCUGAUCCAGAUCUUCAACAUAGACUUUAUUUCUCCAGACCCACUUUUAGUGUCUUUCAUCUGUCCAUCUUGAAUUCUAUCCCAUCUGAUAGUGGAAGUUAUUAUUGUGAAGUAGAUCAGUAUCAGUAUGAUUGCAAAAGCAAAUGGGAAAGGAAAGCGAGCGACAAAUCCGGGUUUUCCAAUGUCACUGUACAUUCUAUAGAGAGCAAGCUGCAUGUACACAAAUCCAGUCACUUUCUCAACGUUACUGAUAUUCAGACCGGCUUUAUGGUAGAAUGUGAGAUCAGCUCCCGUUCUAGCGAGAUGUCUGUGCUUGAAGUGAUCUGGUCCAGGAGGCAGAGUGAAGAGAAGCCUCUGACCAUUUUCACUGCAAGACGAGAUGGAACUCUACACAGCAUGAUCAUUGAUAGAACUCUGGUGUACGACCGGCCCAGUACCACCCGCUACACACUCACUGUACCCAAUGUUGAUCCCUCUGAUAAUGGCCUGUACCAGUGUCAGGUUAUAGAAUGGUUACAGAUAGCUGCUAACACCUGGAAGAAGGUGGCUGAAGACAAAUCAGGAGAACUUUCUAUUAAUGUAGUCGGGAUCAAUUCAAGUGACACUUCUUUCACUUUGGAGGCGUUUGCCACUCAUCAGAACACCAUGGAGGGAGAGCAGUUGGACAUUAGUUGUUUUAUUAAUUUUGAAAUAAUGGACCCCACCUUUCACUACAGUCUUACUUGGUUUGUGGGGAGGCAGGACUCCAGCACCAGCACUUUUUUACUAAGCUAUACCCAUAAUGGCCUUCUACAGUAUCAGUCAUUGAACCAGCAGCUCAGUGGUAGGCUAUUGUUUUCCAGGCCCACAGCCAAACAAUUUCAGCUCAGUAUUUUGAACUCGGAUCCAUCUGAUAGCGGUAACUACCAAUGCAGGGUUGAACAGUACCAGCUUAACUGUGAAGGCAUGUGGGAAAAGAAAGGAUCUCCGCAGUUGGUUACAACUAUGGUCAAUGUGCAAAAAAUAGAGAGCAAGCUGCAUGUACACAAAUCCAGUCGCUUUCUCAACGUUACUGAUAUUCAGACCGGCUUUAUGGUAGAAUGUGAGAUCAGCUCCCGUUCUAGCGAGAAGUCUGUGCUUGAAGUGAUCUGGUCGAGGAGGCAGAGUGAAGAGAAGCCUCUGACCAUUUUCACUGCAAGACGAGAUGGAACUCUACACAGCACGAUCCUUGAUAGAACUCUGGUGUACGGCCGGCCCAGUACCACCCGCUACACACUCACUGUACCCAAUGUUGAUCCCUCUGAUAAUGGCCAGUACCAGUGUCAGGUUAUAGAAUGGUUACAGACAGCUGCUAACACCUGGAGGAAGGUAGCUGAAGACAAAUCAGGAGGACUUUCUGUCAGUGUCCCUGUUAAAGCACCUAUAUAUGAUCCAGGAUGGUCUUCUGGAGUACCACUGUACAUCCUCGUUCUUCUGCUUUUCUUCCUGCUUGCGAUUGUUGUAAUUCUGUGGAUUAAACUUAAAAAGAUAAAAUCUGCUUCAAAAAAACAGGAGAAGUCUCUGUGGGCUGAAAAUAUGCCACUUAGUGCUGUUACAGAAACAGCAGCAGGUAAAAAGGACAUUGACUAAAGCUGAAAAGUCACAUUUUUACUGAAAAGACUUUAAUGUGUCCAUACCAUGUUAUAUGAGAGUUAAGAUCCUGAAACAUCUGCCUUACAGAAUAGUAGUAAUGUACUAACAUUGUCUUAUAUAAGGUCAUUUUAUGAAUAUGAAAAAAGCCGAUUAGUGUCUGCAACUCUGAUAAGAUUAACAUAAUAGAGAAAAUAAGAAAAUGCUAAAUAAAUAAAUAAGAAUUCUUAAAUACAUUUAAAUCUUUAACAGCUGUGGACUAUAUGGAAAGGUUACACACUGUUUUUAUAACAAUAUUGUUGUAGUAAAUCUGAGCAUAGAAAUAUUGAUGUGAUGAUGGCUACAACUAGAGCUUGAACUAGAACUAGAGCUAGUAAUGUUAAAUAAUACAGUAUAAGCAUUAAGGAAGGAGUAUGAUGACCAUAGACAUGUUUUUAACUUUCAUAGUUUUAUAGAAUUACAGUACAUUAUUACUUAAAUCUGGUCUGUUAAUUGAUGAGAUUCUGCUUUUUUUAACCUUAUGUCUGUGCAAACAUAAAACAUCAGUAUAAAAAGAGGAAGUUAGAUUUUGUGGUAAUAUGUGCAGAGUAAAGACUUGACACAGGGCUUGUGGUUUUUGUUGCAGUCUAAGCAGUAGAACAAACAUAUAGUGGGUAAAAACUCACUUGAACAGAAUGUGUCUCUGCUUUGGAUAAAGCUUUUGGAUAAAGUUGAUGCAUUAAUAGCUGGCAAACCUGUAUGUACCUGUUUCUCUUUGUAUGUUUUAAUGUCAGUUUGUGUAACAAAGAUGUGACCUUUUAAUGCUUUAUUUAAAUGUAGUUUAUUUAAACAUUAUAGUAGUUUAUUAUCUGACUUUUUUAACGGUAUUUUUGAUAAUAAUAGCUCUUAUAAAUUGUAUUGAAUUAAAACAUCUAGAAAUUAAAACAACAAACAACUUUUGUAGAACUAAAGAUGGUAAGAUGUUUAGUUAAGAAACAGGAAACACCAAAAGGCUCAAAAUGCAUGAGGAGACCAUGAAUAGAUAUUCUUUAUCUUGUCAACUACAGAGUGUCAGUCACAAUGAUUUACAUAUAACACCACAACCCAGUGUCUGGCACCUGUCUGUCUGUCUGUUUCUCUGUCCCUCCUUUAAUCUUACGUCAUUUCAUGGCCUUGUAAGUUCCUCGGUGAAAGUGUUAAAUGUUGCAAUACAUUUAAUAAAAUUCCUCUUUCUUUGUA
Molecule: messenger RNA, 5518 nt
Organism: Tachysurus vachellii
Lineage: Eukaryota; Metazoa; Chordata; Actinopteri; Siluriformes; Bagridae
Product: immunoglobulin superfamily member 3-like
Exons: 11
Coding region: 95-4300 (1401 amino acids)
Source: RefSeq, a predicted model, not a curated record